AUGAGCUUGAUUCGGUCUUAUGAGCCGGGGAGCCCGGGUUCGACGCCUUCUUUGGGGGAGGCGGGUUUGAACGACCGUUUUGUGGAUGAGAACGGAAACGAGUGGGUGUGGGACGGCGAGGACUACGUGGUGGAGGACGCCGAAGGGACGAGGUGGGUGUUCGACGGUGAGGACUGGUUGGCCAAAGGUGACAAGGGGUUACGUUGGCUGUUUGAAGACAACCAGUGGCUGGUCAAAGGCCACGACGGGCAGCGGUACCGCCAGGAUGCAGAUGGGAAUCUGCUCAAAGCUUCCACGCCGCUCCCACAGGCGGCGCCGGCCGCUCAGGCAAGAACCGAACCGACCCCUAAGGCGGAACCCACCCCAGCACCAACCGCCAAGAGACACAAACACCGACACAGACAUAGACACGCCCACACGCCACCGCCGCGUCCACGAGAACAAAUACACGUCGAGGCCCGACUACCCCCGCUGCCUCCACCACAAACCCAACUGCCCCUGGCCAGACCCGUUUACCGCAACGUCGCCCCUGAGAUCAUACGCUUCCCCGCCGCCGGCUCCGGCUACGCUAGCGGUCUCGGACCAGCCCGCUACAACCAACCCCCCAUGGCCGCGAAACCCGGCGCUGCCCACGCCGCGUGUGCACACACUUUUCACAGAGGCCCCAGCUGCCCCGCCCACGACUGCGAGUGUCGCCGAACCGACUCCGACUGCAAACACGGCAAUGGCCACGGCAACGGCAAUGGUCAUGGCGGUGGUAACGGCCAUGGCGGCAUCGGCAAUGGUCAUGGCAGUGGUAACGGCCAUGGCGACGGCAACGGCCACGGGGGCGGGAAGCAUUCUCCUGGGGCGAGCGGCAAAGUGAAUGGAGGCAGUGGAGGGAAAGAGGGCGACGUGGAGAUGCCGACUGUGUGUCAGCGAUUGAAGAACUGCAUCGGGAACUUUUUGUUCUCCAAGAAUGAAGCGGCGGCGGGGACGUCGACGACGGGUUCGGUGCCUUCAGUUCACAGUCCGUGCACCCCCCCGCACUUGUCGGCUGACCAGUUUUACGCCAAUGCCAAGUCUGCUGCGAACCUGGCGGCGACUCAGGCGGCGAAGCUGAUGGAGGUGUCAGUUCCUGAGGGUGGAGCGUUGGGUAGUCCGGCUGGUUUGUUGAGUCCAGCGGGGUUGAGUCCGAAUGGCGGCCACAGUCCAAACGGUUUGAGUCCGAAGGUGUUGACGGUUUUGCCGCAGGGUUCGAAAUUGGUGCCGUUGAGUCAAGCGUUGCGACUGGAGCGAAUGAAGCGGAACAUUGUGGGGGAUGUGCCGGAGGCGGCUGCGACUGCCGGGUCUCCGCUUCCGUUGACGCCGGCGACAUUGCCGGGUACGCCGAAAGAGGGUCCGACGGCGGCGCUGGAGCGUUACCGGAACAUUGCGUUGAACCUGGUGAACUUUGAGAAGGAAAUGAACAACGUAGAGUCGCGUCAGUUGAUGCUGAGUCAGUUGACGGAGUUAACGAAGAACCUGUCGGAGCGAGACGGGCCGGCAACGGCUGCGGACGAGUUGAUUAUGACGUUGUGUGCGACAAUGCAGGGUUUGAUUCAAGACAACAUACGUCGCAUUAACCAGACGACGGGUAUCGAGGCGUUGUGGAGUCCGAAGGAGGCGUACCGUAUGGAUGCUUUGAGUAGCAAGACGGGUCAGGUGAUCAAUGAGGCGAGCAUGAAGUUGGAGGAGACGCAGAGUCAGUUGCAGGCAGUAACACGGGAAGUACUAGACUUGUUGCACAACCCGACGGGUGUGAUCCGUACUCCAGAGCAGAAGGAGGGCAUGUCCAAAUUGUUGGAGGAUGAGGUGAUCAAAUUGUUUGAGGUGCGCAAGACCUUCGAGCGCCUUUCAACGGAGUGCAGUGAUUUGCGCGAGAACGCAGAAGCGCUAGCGUUCUCGGACCCCAAGUGCCCCUGUCGACCGCAGGCUCGUCUAAUAGAGGAGGAUUGUCGUUUUCUUCUGGAGCGUUUGCGCGAGACGACUGAAUCAUUGAAAAUCGCGCGGGAACGACUUUUAGUAUCCCAAAUCCGCGAAAUGCAUCAGAAAAAUAAGGCCGAGUAUUUCAGCGCUCAACUGAGGGCCUUGGUCGCCAAGGGUGCGUCCAGUAACAAUAAAGUCAUUCAGCUGGUUAACGAAGGUGCAGAACGAAUGGAACACAGCGAAAUCGAUCUGGCCAAACGUCUCGCCGCUCUCGAACAGCAAUUGGACGCCUUCAAACGAGGCAACACACCAGCCCAAACCGGCAACGAUGUCUCACUCGCCAGCAGAUUGUUUGCACUGUCACAAGAAGACCAAGCAACAUUGAAAGCCAAACAGCAGCCUGUUGUGGUUAAACAACUGGCACCACUUCAACAAGCACCACUCAGAACACUACCCAUUGUACAACCUCCCAACAUGGCCGCUGUCGAACUUAGAGUUACCGGGGAGGAAUCAGGAGCUGUCAAACAACUUGCAGAUGUCAUGCAACAACUACUCGAUGCUAAAACCAAAAUACAGGACAACUCAUCUCUGGACACAACUAUUGAACGAGUGGUCGCCAGUAUCCGCAAGGUUAUCAACAAGAUUGAUGAGGGUGUGGAUACUGAAGAGAACGCUAAUCUUGCUCGACAACUCUCUAAGGAUAUCACCAGACUUGCAUUCAAACAAUUGCCAGAAGGAUUACCUGUUGCUGAUUCUAAUCUUCUCCGUGGCAUUCAAGAUAUGGCACAGAGAUGUCAUAACCUGGCCUCCGAAUUGAAACAAGCGAGACCAAGAGGACAUAUUCCUUUCGACCCUUCCUUUAAUGAGCGAGCGGGAUGA
Molecule: messenger RNA, 2826 nt
Organism: Gregarina niphandrodes
Lineage: Eukaryota; Apicomplexa; Conoidasida; Eugregarinorida; Gregarinidae
Exons: 2
Coding region: 1-2826 (941 amino acids)
Source: RefSeq, a predicted model, not a curated record